AUGAUCCGAGACUGGUACACUUCGGAGCGUCAAGUUGAUUACAUUGAGCUUCAAGUAGUUGGUGGGGAAGCGCAACAUCAAAAUUUCUGGCACAACUUAGCGGGAUUGCUAGUUGAUAAAAGGCUCCUCUACGAUGGUUGCAUCUCUUCUCGGCCCGCUUUGGAAAGAGUAAAUGGGGACGUCCUUAAGCUUUCUGUUCACAUUCGACUAGGAGACUAUCUUAAUAUCUCCAUGGUUCGACUAGUGCCCGGCCCGGAAGCUGGCUUAUAUCGGCGGUAUGAUGACGUGGAA
Messenger RNA from Mesorhabditis belari, 291 nucleotides. The record is from the annotation of a GenBank genome assembly. Lineage: Eukaryota; Metazoa; Nematoda; Chromadorea; Rhabditida; Rhabditidae.